Molecule: messenger RNA, 339 nt
Organism: Caenorhabditis bovis
Lineage: Eukaryota; Metazoa; Nematoda; Chromadorea; Rhabditida; Rhabditidae
Source: the annotation of a GenBank genome assembly
AUGGAGCAACUUGCUUCGGAGCAUGAUGACUUGCGAACCGCGCGGGGCAACAGUGAGUACGAGCUGACGAAAGCGUACGAAAUGCAUAAGGCGGUUCAGAUUCGCAUCAAGCAGCGCUACAACUGCGAAGAGCAACUCGUGAGCAUUUUGCGCGCUCCAUUUCGCGGCUUCUCCGUUCAAGUUCGAUUCAAAUGUCGCGCAAAAAUCCAUCCAAUCAAGUUGGUUUCGAGAAAACGCGAAGAGAAACGAUUCGAGGAGCUCGAGAAAUUUCUAAGUCAGCGAAAUUUGCAGAAAGAGGGAGUCAUUGAUCAAAUUACAGUUGAGGUGUGUCAGUGUUGA